AUGCUAUCGGACUCACAUUUUGAACAAAUCUAUCAAUCCUCCAACGAAGGAGCCUCAUCCAGUAAUGUCAUUUCAUCUCUCUCAUGGGUUCCACGUGGUUCUUUUAAAUUAGUUCCGACCGUUCUUGCCGAUACCAUGACUGAACCACCCAAAGAUCCUUCUAGUACCACCACCUCUCUUGAAAGUGAUGAUGAAAUGGACCACAAUUGUGAUGAACAUGCCAUGAAUGAUGAAACCAAUGAACAAUCUUCUUUUGGUGGAUUUGAAAAGAUAUCACUUGAAGAAUUACUUUUCAAAGCCACAAGUGGUAAAAAUCUUACCAUGUAUUCCACCAAUGAUGAAGAUCCUUAUCUCAAAGGCAAAGGAGUGAGUGAUUCAAGUGAAGAAGCUGAUUUUGAAUUGAAACCUAAUGAUUUACCACUUGUUGCCAUUCACAAUGAAGAAGAUGGUCUCACUACAUUACAAGUUUGGAUUUAUGAACAAGAAGAAGAUAAUUUAUUUAUUCAUCAUGAUUUAUUAUUAGCUAAUUAUGGAUUGUGUACUCAAUGGUUGAAUUUAAAGAAUAUUAAUCAACCUGGAAAUUGUAUUGCAAUUGGAACAUUUGAACCACAAAUUGAAAUUUGGGAUUUAGAUAUUGUUGAUCCAAUUGAACCAAUUAUGGUAUUAGGUGAACAAGAAGUAGAUGCUAAAAAGAAAAAGAAAUCUUCAAAUUCAGUGAAUUCACAUAGAGGUCCAAUUUUGAGCAUGUCUUUCCGUUCCUCUGAUUCUAAAUUAGCAAGUGGAAGUGAAGAUCGUUCUGUCAUUAUUUGGGAUCUCUCCACACAAAAACCAUUUUAUCAUUUGAAGAAUGUUGGUUCAUCACCCAUUCAAGGAGUUCAAUUCCAUCCCACUGAACAACACAUUUUAUUGACAUGUCCUAUUGAAGACAAGUGUUGUAAAGUGUAUGAUGCUCGUCAACAAUCUCCAAAACCAAAACGAUAUCAAUUCUCUCAACAAUCUAGUGGAGAUGCUGAAUGUUGUUUGUGGAAUCCAAACAAUCCAUUCGAAUUUGUAAUUUCUCAAGACAAUGGUUUUGUGACGUGUUUUGAUAUUCGAAAGGAAGGUUCAAGUAACAAUCAGGUUUGGAACAUCAAAGCUCAUCCAGAUGCAUCAUGUUCAUGUCUGAGUUUCUCAACUCUUAAGAGUAAUUUAAUGGCAAGUGUUGGUAGUGAUGGAUGUGUGAGAUUGUGGAGCACAAAAUCAAGUGUACCAGAAUUGGCAUUUACAAAGAAUGUUAAGAAAAGUAUGGGUGAAAUAUUUACAUGCUCCUUUGCUCCGACCACUUUGAAUGAUGACAUUGUGUUGGCUUAUGGUGGAUCUGGAGGAAAUUUGGGUGUUUUCAAUGUAUCAGCCCAAGCGAAAAAGGGUCAUAGCUCAGCAUCUUCAUCCAAUCAGUAA
Naegleria fowleri is the source of this 1437-nucleotide messenger RNA. RefSeq lists its product as uncharacterized. The record is from RefSeq and is a predicted model, not a curated record. Gene Ontology annotation, biological process: rRNA processing. The transcript has a single exon. Gene Ontology annotation, cellular component: nucleus. Bases 1 to 1437 code for a protein of 478 amino acids. Gene Ontology annotation, molecular function: protein binding. Lineage: Eukaryota; Heterolobosea; Eutetramitea; Acrasida; Naegleriidae.